This is a messenger RNA of Cutaneotrichosporon cavernicola, 3177 nucleotides long. RefSeq lists its product as uncharacterized. The record is from RefSeq and is a predicted model, not a curated record. The transcript is spliced from 6 exons. Gene Ontology annotation, molecular function: high-affinity potassium ion transmembrane transporter activity. Bases 1 to 3177 code for a protein of 1058 amino acids. Gene Ontology annotation, cellular component: plasma membrane. Gene Ontology annotation, biological process: intracellular potassium ion homeostasis; potassium ion import across plasma membrane. Lineage: Eukaryota; Fungi; Basidiomycota; Tremellomycetes; Trichosporonales; Trichosporonaceae.
AUGGUACACAUUAGUCAAUUUGUACCGCGACCGGUCAAGAAAGCCGUCAAGGAGCUUGUCGAUUCGCUCAACUUCUAUCGUCUACACUUACUUGUCUUCACAUUCGUACCCAUCAUCUUCGCGGGCAUCUUCUAUGGCGCAAACGGACAGUUCAAGAUCUCUUUCAUUGACUGCCUGUUCCUUUGCUUCUCGUGCAUGUGUGUGACAGGUCUGACAACCAACAACCUGAGCCAGCUCACCACAUUUCAGCAGUUCUUGCUGUUCGCCCAGACUUGUAUGGGGAGCAUGAUCUUCGUCUCGCUCGUCAUGAUCUACGUGCGCAUGUACUUCUUCCGCCAGAAGUUCAAGCACAUCAUUGCUCAACAGGAGAAGGAGAGGCCCGGCUUCAGCCUCACGAAGACGUUGACCACGGCUCCGACCGCCCUGCGCCAGCGGUUUACUCGGGAUCCUGGGCGGGAUGAAUUGGUCACUGGCACGCCAACCAGUACUACCAAGGGCAGCGUCCACACGAGUUUCAGGAAGCCAAAGGGCAAGGGCCCGAUCAACAAGGACAUGAUCAAGCGCGUCGAUGGCGGAGGCGUCGGGCUCGUCAACCCCAUGGGCUGGUAUGAUGGUACCCCUAUCGCCACACCUAUGCCUACGCCCAUGACUUCCGCUCCUGGCACCCCAGUGCGGGCUGGCUCUCCAACUUACGGCGAACCCAGGAGAAGCGAGAGCCACGAGCUCAACACCUUUAUCAGUCCGCCCAGUGAACCGGAAACCAGUGACGACAGCAAGAAGCGGAGCAUUGACGGCGAUUCUGGUGAAGAGGAGCUGCGUAGCAGCCCGACUCUCAUCGGGCCCCUCGACAAUGGCACCAGACUCGGCAGAGUGGUCUCCGAGGACAGCGUCAUUGGUACAGGUACUGCCCUUGCGCCGCCGUCUACGGAACCUACGCGUCGCCCCUAUGCCGGCAUGGCUGCUGGCGAGCACGCGUUCCCUCGUUCCAUGACGAUUGCCUUCGACGAUCACGACGACGGACUCGCGCACGAGCUCACAUUGGGUGAAAAUGGUCGUGCCAUGUACUCAAUGCCGCGUACGUCGACGAUGCCCUCCAACGGGAUCCCCUGGACCGCGACUAUGGGGUCGAGCGCAUUCCCGCGAACAUACUCGCUCCGUCCUCAGAACUCCACCUUGGUGGACCCGAGGUACACUGGUUUUGGUGGUUUCCCCACCCCGCUUCACCUGCUUAGGAAAGGUUUCCGCAAGGCGUUUCCUCGAGCAGCGACCAAGUUUCACGAGACCGUGACGAUGCCUCGCACGAACACUGUCACGGGACGCGACAGCAUCGACUCUGGCGACGGCCGACAUGUGCCUUACAUUUCGUUCUCUGCCGCUGUUGGUCGCAACUCCAAGUUCAAGGGGUUGACCGAGGAGCAGAUGGACGAGCUAGGUGGUGUCGAGUAUCGUGCCCUCAAGCUUCUGUUCUGGAUCACGCUGUGGUACUGGAUCCUACUUCCGCUGGCAGGUGUGACCAUCAUUGCGCCCUACAUCGCUGCAGGCGGCCGGUACAAUCACGUCUUUGACAGCCAGUACAAGAUCGUACGAAUUCCGUGGUUUGCAUUCUUCCAGGCAUACUCGGGUUUCGCCAACCUCGGUAUGAGUCUCGCAGACGCGUCGGUGGUUCCUUUCCAGACAGCUUAUCUGAUGAACACUGUGGUAGCACUGCUCAUUCUCUUCGGUAACACUUGCUUCCCGAUCCUCCUGCGCGUCAUCAUCUGGGUCAUGUGGAAGAUGGCGCCGGCCAAGUCGUCCAUACGCGAGUCUCUCCAGUUUUUGCUCGACCACCCUCGCCGCUGCUUCGUCUAUCUCUUUCCCUCAACAACGACGUGGUUCCUCACCGUGGUCGUUCUCAUUCUCACCUGCAUCGACUUCUUGAGCUUCAUGUUACUUGACAUCGGUACCCCAGCUAUCGAGGCGAUCCCUGUCGGCACCCGAAUCGCGGCGGGUCUCUUCCAAUCCGUGGCAGUGCGUGCGGCUGGUUUCGCGAUCGUGCCCAUGAACAACGUCGCGCCAGCUGUCAAGGUCAUGUUCGUCAUCAUGAUGUACAUUUCAGUUUACCCGAUCGCCAUGUCCGUUCGUUCGACCAACGUUUAUGAAGAACGCUCUCUCGGCCUCUUCGAGGACGAGGAGGAUGACGACGGGCUCGAGGAGGAGGAUCUCGGCAAGGAGAAUGGUGCCAACGCCGUGGCCAAGUAUCUCGGCUUCCACGCACGUCGCCAGCUUGCUUUUGACAUGUGGUGGAUCGUUGGCGCACUUCUGCUUGUGUGCAUCAUCGAGCGGGGCAGCCUCAACGACAAGGAAAAGUGGGAGUACAUGAACGUCUUCAACAUCAUCUUCGAGCUCGUCAGUGCGUACGGCACUGUCGGCCUCAGUCUGGGCGUUUCGUACGACAACUACUCUCUCGUGGGAGCAAUGCGCACCUUGUCAAAGCUGGUCGUCAUCAUCGUGAUUCUCCGUGGACGCCACCGCGGCCUACCCGUCGCCAUCGACCGUGCUGUCAUGCUUCCAAAGGAGAUGGAGCAAAGUGACGAGGCGGUUGCUGGCGACCGCCUGCGGCGUAUGCGGUCGCGCAUGUCGUUCUCGCAGGCUUCAGGCAUGCCAGGCAUGCCGCGUACCUUCCCCGACAUGACCACCGCCACGACUGACGGGCCGAACACAUUUGACGACCCAGACAAAGUGACAAUGCAGGCCGGCCCGCGUGGCCGUGCCACGUCCAUGAGUACGUCUCCAGUAUCAGGUAUGCAGGCUCUGCGCCGCGACCCGUCUCCAUCCGUCCUGCGUCCCGCCCGCAGUGACUCGUCUCCCUCGAUGACUCGCUUUGACGCGUCUGUGGCAGCUGGUCCAAAACGUGGCCACACGCGGUCGUUUUCGUCUGGCGCUUCGUCGCUCGAGUCGGUUCCUCACCCGGCGGCGCUGUCGGCCGCGCUCAGCAAGCUCCAGGCCGAUCCGACUCCUCCCGUUGUUGGCAAGUUUUCCAACCUGCCAGGACUUAGUCCUCUCGUGGAAAGUGAAUUUAGCCGGCGCGGCACCGUCGCCGAACCGGAGCAGAUGUCGCCCACGUCGCCCACGUCGCCUACAGAGCAGGCACGGAACAUACAGCUUGGCCCCAAGCUCGAGCACGCCCGCUCAAACUAG